AUGAAGUUCAUUUCGGGGGCCCCUAGGGGCCCCUUUUCUCUUUUACUUUUCUUUUUAAUCUUUUUAAUUUCAAGUAUUGCUUGCUGCGCCUCCCCUGACGAGGAAAUCGCAGUAAACCCCUACGGGGAUUCGCCCAAGCCUGUGCCUUCCAGCAGAUCGAAACUGGCAAACCCGAGGCUGGACGGGGAGCCACAGCCCUCAGCAGCAGCAGCAGCAACAGCAGCAGCAGCAGCAGCAGCAGCAGUCCCGCCGCCUUUGCCCGUAAACCCUCCCGUGGGGCCCCCCCUGUUAUCGCUGCCCCCUCUGGCGGCGGGGCCCCCCCCUCGCGACUCCGUCUCGAGGGAGUUCCCCCAGGCGGGGCCCCCGGGGGGCCCCCCGGGGGCCCCCGGGCAGGAGCUGGGGCCCCUCGGGGGCGCCCCGGGGGGCCCCCCCGGGCCCGGGGGCCCCCCCGGGGGGGCCCCCGGGGGGCCCCCCGGGGGGCCCCCCGGCCUCAGCAGGGCCCAGGCUCUGGCCAUGUUCAUGGAAGACGUGUCUGGAGUUGUGCGGAAGGCGUGGGCUUUGCUGUGGCUGCCUCGAAUCCGAAGGGGCCUUGCUGCUGCUGAGGAGCUGCGUGCUGCAGCAGCAACAGCAGCAGAAGGGGAGCGGCUUGCUGCAGCAGAGAAGGUGCGGGUGUUUACAGCCCUGACGGACUCUGCGCAGCACUUAAUAGGGCAGGUGGCGGGGCAGUAUUUGCUGCUGCAGCAGCGCAACUUGUUCAAGUACUUCGUGGCGCAUGUUGCUGCUGCUCUCGAGUUCUCUUUUGUUUAUUCUCUCAAGCUGCUGCAGCGGCCUGCUGCUCCUGUGGGGCCCCUAGCAGCAACAGCAUUUGAGGAGGAAAGAGCUGCUGCUGAGGAAGCAGCAGAGCCCCAAAUCCUCAGGCCAGACGGCACCCUCGUUGCUGCGCCUCCCGCCAUGCUGCAGCAGCACCAGCAGCAGCAGCAGCAGCAGCAGCAGCAGCAGCAAGACGCCCACUUCCACCAGCAGCACCAGCAGCACCAGCAGCACCCGCAGACCCACCCGCACAACAACCAGUAG
Molecule: messenger RNA, 1074 nt
Organism: Eimeria tenella
Lineage: Eukaryota; Apicomplexa; Conoidasida; Eucoccidiorida; Eimeriidae
Exons: 3
Coding region: 1-1074 (357 amino acids)
Source: RefSeq, a predicted model, not a curated record